UACAAUUUGGGACAGAUGAAAAAGAAAAACAGGACUAUCAAAGUGGGACGGAGGGAGUACAAUCUGUUGAUGAUAUGCUUGGAUACGAUAUCCCAGAACUUCUUAAGAAUUUCCGGAAUCCAUAUGAUUGAUAUGCAUAUAUCUGCUAUCAAAUAACAGCAGCUUUUUUUGGGUAAGAGAAAUCAGAAGAAUAUUGCUGAUGAUUGGCCGCCCAUACGUUCAACUUCUUCUGACGGCAUGAUUUAUGCGGAAAACUAGGACGCUGUACACUUCGAAUAGGCGAGCUAGUGUGAAAUUUGCAGUGACAUGAAUAAUUAUUCAGAUCGUAUUGUCUUUUGAUUUUCUUGGCAUUCUUACAAAAAUAAUAUAUAAUUCCAUUUACAAAACUAAUAUAGUUCCUACCCAGAUACUGUUACUAAACUCAGCGUUUUCAAGUACAUUUCCUUUUUCUCAGAUACAUGGCGUAAAAGGAAACAAGAGAAAUCUUAACAAAGACACAAAAUUUACCAAGAUUUGCCUUCUCAUAAUUGAUGGUAUUCCACUCUUCCACUGCGUAAGCGUAAGAACAUACCAAAAAAUAUUGCUUCUCAAUAUUUUGUAUUGAGAACAUACCAAAAGAUGGCUGGAGUCCGAAUAUGUUGUAUAUGUAAACGAUAUCAUACCAAAUUUACGUUAUUACCGUUUCCGCCCCAUUCAAUAGAUAUUCACCUUCUCUGUGGUCACCAAAUAUGUCGUUUCUUAGAUCGACAAAAACCCUUUUGCAUCCAAAGAAGGCCUUGAAGGAUCUGAUGGCCAACGUAGGAGCCAAAAUACACCAAUUUAUGAUGGCUUGCAACUUCGGCAAAAUUUUCAAAAUCGACAGAACCUCUAAUCCUCAUCUUUGUGGCGAGCCCACCCCUCGUGUUUCCGUCUCUUCUCCUAGCGAAAGUGAUCAUGCUGAUCAUACACCGGCUGCAAUUCAUUCACCAAAGAGUGUACCACCAGUUUUCUGUCCACUUCCCAUUCAAUACUCAACAGAUUCUAGUGGUGCCGACGACACCAAAGACGAGGAGCAGGAGGAGGAGGAGAAAGAGAGUCAUGUGUUGGACUAUAUUGUAACGUUUCCUGACUCCGACUCCGACUCUGGUGCUGAUGAAUUAUCGAAGGUGCCUGACGGGUGCUUGUGUCCUGAUCAAGAAUAUACCGUAACAUUUCCUGACAGUACCGACUCUGAGUCUGAAUCUGAUGCGGAGGAAGAGCAAGUGUUUGUCCAUAAAGAUCAUUGCUUGAAUUCUGAUGAUGGUGAUGACCAAUUUCACUUUGCGACGCCUCAUCAAGAGGAGGACAUGUAUGCUCAUCAACACUGUGGGUUCCAAUGUCAUCAUCACGAUUAUCAUGGGGACCGUCAUCAUCACGAUGAAGGUUAUGGGUACCAAUAUUAUGGCUGGACAGGCUUUUACUAUGUUAGACAACCUCCAUUCUGAUAUACUACAAUCUUCUUCCAUUACUGACCCCCGAUUUGAUAACAUAUUAUAUUUUUGUUUCGGGAUUUUAUUGCGUUCUUGUCAUCAGGUUCAGGAUUGCUUGU
Molecule: messenger RNA, 1567 nt
Organism: Coffea arabica (coffee)
Lineage: Eukaryota; Viridiplantae; Streptophyta; Magnoliopsida; Gentianales; Rubiaceae
Source: RefSeq, a predicted model, not a curated record